Penicillium arizonense is the source of this 1716-nucleotide messenger RNA. RefSeq lists its product as uncharacterized. Gene Ontology annotation, cellular component: nucleus. The transcript is spliced from 4 exons. Gene Ontology annotation, molecular function: transcription cis-regulatory region binding; DNA-binding transcription factor activity. The record is from RefSeq and is a predicted model, not a curated record. Gene Ontology annotation, biological process: positive regulation of transcription by RNA polymerase II. The coding region runs from base 1 to 1716 and encodes 571 amino acids. NCBI's taxonomy places the organism in Eukaryota, Fungi, Ascomycota, Eurotiomycetes, Eurotiales, Aspergillaceae.
AUGCGCUCCUACACUGGCUGGGCUAAGUGCAGAGCAGUCACUUUUAUUCAAAUCGAUGAUCCUUGGUCGCCCGAUGGUGCACAUGUACUACACGAUCCCCACGGGGACCGAGUAGAAAGCAACCCAUCUGCGCAGCAACAGACAGCGCCAGGGGCCAAUUGUGACCUUAACAAGCAGAUUCCUGAAACACCCGGUGAUACUUCGUUUCAGUCAACUCCUGUAUGGCACACGCCAAUUCCAGAGGUAAUUGCAGAUACGCCGGAUCCUGUCCACCUCUCGAUUCCAAGAUCCGAAAGAUCGGGCAAAGAUGUGGAUCCCAACGUGGUUGUCUCUUAUAUGUUGCGACAUUUCAAGGAAGGGCCGGGCCAGUGGAUGGACCUUUUUGAUACCACAGCAUACUUUUCAUCCAAAGUGCCCGUGAUAGCAGCCGUGCGGCCGCUGCUUAAAUCUGCAGUCUGCGCUCUCUCAGCGAAACACCUACAACAUCUCUACCAUAUCUCGGACGGCAUCGACCGCAACAGCUAUAUUCUUUCGCUGGCAGACGAAGAAACUUGGCAUUAUCAAUCAGCAAAACACUAUGACCAAGCACUGGGAUAUCUGAAAACAGCUAUCGACCUGGAAACUUAUAAUGACAGUUCCUCUGACAAAGAAGAAAUGCUCGCUGCUGUGGCGAUCCUAUGCCUCUACGAACUAAUGGAUGCACCUGGUACUGCCUGGAGGGCUCAUCUCAGUGCCCUACCUCUUUUCAACGAUACAUCUGCCUCAAUGCCCGCCCACUCCUCGGUUAUCAUUCCCAGAACGGCGAUCAAGGGACCGAUCUUCUGGAGUCUGGCAAGGCAAGACCUGUUGUGUGCUUUUAUAAGCGAAACAUCGACCCGUCUCGAUCUAAAAGACAUUCGUCUCUGGCAAAAUGCCGGCCUUGUCACAAACGAGCACGGAACCCUCUUACCUUCCACCGCAAUAAGCCCAUUGGAUAUCCAAAACUACUCAGGAAUUGAAGAAGACAUGAAAAGCAACGAGCUCACCUGGCUUCUGGGAAAGAUUGCAAACCACCUAACUAUGGGAGACACCGUUACUUUCGAAGACUUUGUUUUACCACGUGAACAACGAGCCUACCUGGGCUUAAAUCAACAGCACCUCCUCGACCGCUGGAACGUUCUCAUGUCCGAACUAGAACAGUGGUACGACUGCCUCCCGUCAACGUUCACAGAGGCAGCGCGAACAAAGGCACAGGGUAGCACCGAUCCACGCCAUAAGCUCUCCUUGGAAGCCUUCGAACAAAUCUGGUUCAAUCUACCGUUAUGUGCAGCGACAAUCCAAAGUUAUCACCAGGCUCGGAUUCUAUUAUUGGUCAAUCAGCCGCAGCAGUCGACGGCAAUUCAAUCAACUGUGUCUUCGCGGCUGAGAGCAUACCGAAAUGCGUUAAAACAAGCACUAUUCCAUGCACGGGAGAUUUGUGGGAUUAAUCUUGCAAAUCCGACGGAUCCUGUACGAAUUAAUUCGGUGCAGGCACUGUUUGUUGCCGGGCAGGUGUUUCAAGAGCGGCGUGAGCAGGAUGCUGUUCUUGAGAUUCUUGCUGGUAUUGAGAGGGACUUAGGGUGGACUACUCAGUUUCAUGCUGCUAAGUUGAUUGAUGAAUGGGGGAGGGGUGAGGGUAAUAGUAUUGGUAUUGGCCGGGGCGGGCGUGGAUAUAGGGAUGAUUGGAUGACUCCAUAG